This is a messenger RNA of Taeniopygia guttata (zebra finch), 2775 nucleotides long. RefSeq names its product oxidative stress induced growth inhibitor family member 2 (gene OSGIN2). Gene Ontology annotation, molecular function: growth factor activity. Gene Ontology annotation, biological process: negative regulation of cell growth. Lineage: Eukaryota; Metazoa; Chordata; Aves; Passeriformes; Estrildidae. The record is from RefSeq and is a predicted model, not a curated record.
GCCGGGGCUCCCCGCCCUCCCCGGGGGAGGCGGCGCAGCCCGCAUCCUCCUGAGGAAGGGCGGUCGCGGGGCCGCGGCAGCGCCGGCAGGAGGAAGCGGCACUCUCCUCCCCGCUCCUCUCCACGUCUCUCCUUUCCUCCUUUCUGCUCAACCCGCUCGUCCCUCCUCCUCCCUGCCGGUGCUGGCGGCGGCUCCUCCUCCCGUGUGACCCGGUGCCGCAUGUGAGCGGGGAGGAGGGACCGCGCGGCGCGGUCCCACUGUGGCGGCGGCAGGAGGAGGAGCGGGAGCCGGCGUGCGGUGUCUCCCGCAGCCGCAUCACUGGGCCCCGCCGGCGCUCCCCAUGCCCGUGUGGUGCUGCCGCUGCUCCCUGGCCGGUCACUUCAGAACUUACAGCGGCCCUGAAACCGAAGGACAGCUUUUGAAUUCCUUUGUUCAGUACUUUGGUGACAGCCUUGGGAGGAAGAUUAAAAGAAUGCCUUUAAUUGAAGAAACUGUUCUGCCUGGGGACUCCCUUCUUACUCUGCCUGUAGUAAUAAUAGGAAAUGGACCUUCAGGAAUUUGCCUUUCUUACCUGCUCUCUGGAUACAGGCCUUAUUUAUCUCCUGAAGCUAUACAUCCAAACCCCAUCCUACAUACAAAAUUAGAAGAAGCUCGACAUCUUUCCAUUGUUGACCAAGAUCUGGAGUACCUGUCAGAAGGCCUGGAAGGACGCUCCUCAAACCCAGUUGCAGUGCUUUUUGAUACGUUGCUUCACCCUGAUGCUGACUUUGGCUAUGACUACCCACCUGUUCUGCACUGGAAGUUAGAACAACAUAAUUAUAUUCCCCACAUAGUGCUUGGGAAAGGACCGCCUGGUGGGGCUUGGCAUUCCAUGGAGGGCUCUAUGCUAACCAUCAGCUUUGGAGACUGGAUGGAAUUGCCUGGCCUCAGCUUUAAGGAGUGGGCAGCUAGCAAACGCAGAAAUAUAAAGAGUGAUCGAGUAAUGCCAGAGGAAAUAGCUUGUUAUUAUAAACACUAUGUUAAAGUCAUGGGCCUCCAAAAGAAUUUCAGAGACAAUGUUUACAUAACAUCAGUAUCCAGGCUUUACCGAGAAAAGGAUGAUGAAGGUAGAAGUCACCAAAAUGAAGAUCUUAAAACACAGCGUUCGGAAAUGGAAGAUGGACAGAAAUCACUUAUUAAGAGAAACUGGGAAGUCAGAGGUUAUCAGCGAGCAACAGAUGGUUCUCAUGUGCCCUUCUGCCUCUUUGCUGAGAAUGUGGCUCUUGCAACUGGAACAUUUGAUUCUCCUGGCCGACUGCAAGUUGAGGGAGAAGACUUUCCUUUUGUCCUCCAUUCCAUGUCUGACUUCGGAGCCGUGAUCAGCAAAGGAAAGUUACGUGGGAAGGCAGACCCUGUGUUGAUUGUGGGUGCCGGACUAACAGCAGCUGAUGCAGUACUAUGUGCCUAUAACAACAACAUCCCAGUAGUCCAUGUGUUUCGUAGAAGAGUUACUGAUACAAGCCUAAUUUUCAAACAGUUACCUAAAAAGCUUUACCCUGAAUACCAUAAGGUCUAUCAUAUGAUGUGUACUCAGUCUCAUACCAUGGACUCUAAUCAACAUUCUGCUUACACUAGUUUCCCUGAACACAAUGUACUUUCUUUCAAGCCUGAGAUGAAAUGUGUUCUUCAGAGUGCCUCUGGACUGAAGAAAAUUCUGAAGUUUUCUGUAGCUUUAGUUCUGAUAGGUUCUCACCCAAAUCUUUUCUUUUUAAAGGACCAAGGACAUAGCAUAGGUCAUCACUCUAAUCAGCCCAUCACAUGCAAAGGGAAUCCUAUAGAGAUUGAUCCAUACACUUACGAAUGCACUAAAGAAGCCAACCUCUUUGCUUUAGGGCCUCUGGUGGGAGACAACUUUGUACGGUUUUUAAAAGGAGGUGCACUGGGCAUUGCACGGUGCUUGGCAAUAAGACAAAAGAAGAAACAUGAAUUGAUUGAAAGUGGGGAUGGAGGAGGUGAUGGGGUACCAUAAACAAGAGAUCAGAAACUCUCACAUCCAGGAUUACAAAUGUAGUCUUAACAGAAAACUCACUGGCAGCAAAAGUUGAUAGCAGUCAUAUUUCUGUUGUGUACAAGUAACCUGCGCUUGUAUUGCUUGGUAAAGGAUGCUGAUAUUACGAUACUUCACUCUUUAAAACACAAAAAAAAUGAUCUGCUAUUUCAACUGAUCUCAACUGGAAUUGCUUCCAGACAAACAGAAAAUGAGACUAACUUAUCUUGGCCUGCCUGUCUGUCAUCUCUUGCUCAAUUACAAGAGCAGACUUCGUCUGUGAAAGGCAAUACCUACCAGAGUGGUUUUACAUUUUAGUGUCAAAUGCGACAAGAACACUCUUACCAUGACAUUGAAAUAACUUCUAAAAGCAGAAAGCUUGUUUAGUACAAAGUGAUUCUUUGUCCCAAAGCAAAUUUGGAGCCUUCUGCUUGAAACAAGGAUUUUAUUUAUUUGCUGCAGUAAUACUUGGAAUGAGCACUUAGUAAAAUGGUUUCUUCUAUAAGAAGGACUUCUGUAAGCAAGAAGUAUCCUUCAAGUUUUAAAUUAUCCUGGUAAUUGGAAUAGAAGAAUAAGCAUUCCCAUUUAAUCUUUACUGAUUUGACACAAUCCAUUAAUGUUUCUUCACACUAUGCCUAGACUUGGGUGAGUGCGCAAAGACUAACAUGAGAUGUUCCCUUACAGUGAUAUGUAAAUUUCUGAGAAAACGCAUUAACAUAAACAAUAAAGUACUGAUGUAAGUGCUCUUA